Molecule: messenger RNA, 2025 nt
Organism: Macroventuria anomochaeta
Lineage: Eukaryota; Fungi; Ascomycota; Dothideomycetes; Pleosporales; Didymellaceae
Product: SNF-domain-containing protein
Exons: 2
Coding region: 1-2025 (674 amino acids)
Biological process (GO): sodium ion transmembrane transport
Cellular component (GO): membrane
Source: RefSeq, a predicted model, not a curated record
AUGGAUUUCCUACGAAAGAUCGGUGGCUAUCUUGCGCCUCCACCGCCGAAGUCUGACGACGGGCGUGACCAAUGGCCCUCACGCACAGCCUUCCUUCUUGCCGCCAUGGGCGGCUGCGCUGGACAAGGAAAUCUUCUUCGAUACCCCUCAGUCGUUUACAACAACUACGGACUUCAAUGGUUCAUUCCAUACCUACUCUCCGUAUUCCUCAUUGCCAUUCCCGCUCUAAUCCUGGAGGUCUCUAUAGGCCAGGCUUACCGCGGAGGCACUGUCAUAGCCUUCAACAACAUGAAUGGACGACUGAAGGGAGUUGGCAUGGGUUCAGUCAUUGUAUCCUUCAUAGUGGUUCAAUACUUUACCGUCAACCUGGCAUGGAUCAUGAGUUACUUCCGCCACAGCUUUACAAGUCCCUUGCCAUGGCAAAAUCGGAUCGACAACUUCUACUGGAACGAUGUUCUUCGCAUUGGCAAUAUUACCGAAGGAGGUUUGACCGAGGACGGCAAUAGCGUGGCAUCAUACGUCGGCUACCCCAACGUUUCUCUUAUCGGCGAAACCGUUGGCUGGAGUAUCUUCGUCUGGUUUUUGAUCUGGAUCUCCAUUUUCCGUGGAGUCGGCAUGACCGGCAGAGUCGUUUACUUCACGAUGGGCCUGCCUAUCGUAACAACCAUCAUCUUCGUUGGACGCUCAUUAUCGCUUCCGAACGCCAGUGAAGGCGUCAAACUGCUAUGGACCAACUUCAGAGGCGACCAGCUCGCGUCUGGUACCGUAUGGCAGACAGCCGUUGGACAAGUCUUCUUCUCUACUGGUAUCGGUUUUGGCUACUUUACGAGCUACGCGAGCUACAACCAGAAGCACGCGAACGCUGUGAUGGACGCGAUCCUCAUAUGUGGCAGUAACGUCCUCUUUGAGAACUUCGCCGCAUUCGCCAUCUUCGGAAUCAUUGGCUACCUCCAGAGAUGGCCCCAGGAUGGUGUCAGACUCGGAGCAUUUGUCGUGGGCUUCUUGACUUUGCCAGAAGCCGUACUACAGAUGCCAGGAGCUAACUUUUGGGCAGCCUUGCUCUUCUUCACGCUCAUCGUAUUGGGUUUCUCCUCCGCAUUCGUCAUGCUAGAUGUAGUAGUAACCUUGAUCUGCGAUUCGGGUAUGGUGAAGGCCUCCCGCCCGGUUGUUGUCACCGUACUUACUGUGGUCUCGUUUCUGAUGUGCCUGCCGUACUGUACUGAGUUCGGCUACUACCUUCUUGACGGUGUUGAUCGAUGGAUCAACAACAUCGCCCUCAUUUUCGUGGUCUGGACUGAGGUUACGAGCGCCACAACAGUGUACCGCUGGCGUGACAUCGUCGGUCAGACUGGUAUCGUAGCUUUUAGUUUGUACAACUUUGGGUUCUUUGGUGGUCAAUUCUUCGGCGUCGUCCUAGCGCAUGGCAUCAACAAUCCUGGAGCUGGCGCCGGAGCAGGUAUUGGGUUCUACGUGGUAUUUGCUGUUGUCUCUGCCAUCAUUGCACGAACACCAGACACCGCUGCACCAUCGUUCUGGAACAGCAAUGUCAUCUUGCGCAAGUUCUGGUUCCUGGCAUUCUACUCUGGCAACCAACUUCGACGCGAUCUCAAUGUCAUCGUCGGACAAGGGAAGAACUGGAAGAUCCCUGCUUUCCUGCCAUUCCUGCUUCGCUACAUCUCCGGACCAGUUCUCGCCAUGAUCUUCAGCUUCGCAUAUCCAGAGUUCCAUACUCUGCGCUAUGAUCCUAUGUACAUCACAGGCUUCAUUUUGGCGAACUUGACGAUGGUGGUCAUCAUUCUCGGUUUCACCGUUCCAAGGUACUAUGAUGCCUUCAUUCCGUACGAGCGCCGCAGCGAAGGGACUGAGCCUACAGUCGCAAUGGAGACGAAAGGAGAGAUUGCUGGUGCUCCAGUCAGUGACAUCGUCAAGACUGAGGGCGGAGAGACUCCAGCAUAUGCAUCGUCACAAGAGUACUUGGAUAAGGAGGUUGCGCAUGACAAAGACACAGCGCCGGCGUCAAGGUGA